This is a messenger RNA of Zasmidium cellare ATCC 36951, 1575 nucleotides long. RefSeq lists its product as uncharacterized. The record is from RefSeq and is a predicted model, not a curated record. Lineage: Eukaryota; Fungi; Ascomycota; Dothideomycetes; Mycosphaerellales; Mycosphaerellaceae. Gene Ontology annotation, cellular component: nucleus. Bases 1 to 1575 code for a protein of 524 amino acids. Gene Ontology annotation, molecular function: DNA binding; DNA-binding transcription factor activity, RNA polymerase II-specific; zinc ion binding. The transcript is spliced from 4 exons. Gene Ontology annotation, biological process: DNA-templated transcription; regulation of DNA-templated transcription.
AUGGCCUCGCACGAGACCGCCUCUCGGGCAUGCCAAACCUGUUAUCGGCGUAAGAUCAAAUGCGACAAGGCACUACCGAAAUGCUCUGCCUGCAUCAAAUUUAAACGCCUCUGCGCAUAUCGAGAACCACAAUCUUCCCCUGCUACCUCGAAUGGAGAUCUUUCCGCAAGCUCGUCGACAAAUCCGGAGCUUUCGUUGGAGCAACAUGCAGCUUGCGUAGGUACUUUUCUCGACCAGGAAAUUUCUCAGUGGAGUGUCGCCGGAUUUUCCGACACCAAAGCGCCUUGGAACUCCCUUUUUGCAUUCACGCGUAGCCCCUUCGGCCAAGAUGCCGCCAUCCGCCAGCAUCUGUCCCUAUACUUCGAACGCAUCUCGCCUUGGCUGCCUGUCAUCUCGGACGAGAAGCUCUAUGUCGGACUGCUGAAUCCUUUGAUUACCGCCAGUCCGGAUACGAUCUUCUUGUAUGUGUGCAUUGUAUUGCACACUAAAACUCUGCCUGAAGACCAAGAAGUUCACACGUUUGAGAUGUAUGUCAUGGCUCGGCGAUGCUUGUCCGAGGUGGAGAUUCGGGGAAGGCUGUCGAUGGAGAUUCUGCAGGGGUGUAUUCUCAUAGCAUUGUUUGAGUUGGGGCAUGCUAUAUACCCGGCUGCACUUGGUAGUAUUGGCUCUUGCAGCAAGUAUGCAACGGCCUUGGGGCUGGGCUUCGAGACGAAAGGCCAAGCCUUGACUACGGGAUCUUUCGUGGAUCUUCGCAGCGAGGAGCGAAAGAGGGUCUGGUGGGCUAUAUUCAUUUUGGAUAGAUUCGCCAACCUGGGCAAUCCACAUCAUACUCCGGCUCUUCCUGAUCCUCCACUGGAAGCUGUGCUGCCAAUUCCUGUGAUAGAUGGCGCGAAAGCCGAUCGUUGGAAACGGAAUCCCGAGCAAGUGGUUGCUACGUUGGCUUCUCCGUCAGAAGACCUAGGACGAUUCGCCUGUGUCUGCCAAACAGCGUACCUGCUCAGCUGCGUAUAUCGUCAUGUUGCUGAUGAUACCUCCGACGCUGAAUUCCACGAAAUCGAGCAACAGCAGCUUGACAGCACACUGCAUGCUCAAGUCAAGUAUCAUGCUCGAAAUAUCGGCCCAUUCAACUCGAUCUUAUGUUAUCAGACUGCGUUCUCAUUCAGUGCGUUGAGGAUACUCUAUCCCACAAACGGCAGGACUUACCAGUACGAGAUGGCACAUGGCUCGCUCGAAGAACGAGCGCUUGAGAUAGCUGAAGAGUCUGCAGAAGUCGCAUGGCAGACCGCAAGGUGGUACCUUGACGAGGGCCUCCAAGACUUUACACAUGGAGAUGUGCCCAUCUUUACACUUCCAUGGCUGUACUCGACGGGAGUGUGGCUGCUUGAUCAGAAUCGAAAUGAAGAUCUGUGGCUCAUUCAGCAGACGUUUCAGAAGCUGCAGCAGAAGUGGAGACUAGCUGGGGUGUAUUCGACUUUGCUGGAAGCCCGGAAGGCUAUGGCGAGGAAACGCGGAGUGGAGACGGAAGGCUGUCCGUCAAAACGGGCAUCUGACGGACUUUCGGGCUGGAGGCCGUGA